Megalobrama amblycephala (Wuchang bream) is the source of this 1386-nucleotide messenger RNA. Its product is annotated as rano class II histocompatibility antigen, A beta chain-like. Gene Ontology annotation, molecular function: MHC class II protein complex binding. Bases 61 to 819 code for a protein of 252 amino acids. Gene Ontology annotation, cellular component: MHC class II protein complex; membrane. The record is from RefSeq and is a predicted model, not a curated record. NCBI's taxonomy places the organism in Eukaryota, Metazoa, Chordata, Actinopteri, Cypriniformes, Xenocyprididae. The transcript has 5 exons. Gene Ontology annotation, biological process: peptide antigen assembly with MHC class II protein complex; positive regulation of T cell activation; antigen processing and presentation of exogenous peptide antigen via MHC class II.
CUACCUCAUGGACAUGAACAAAGCACUGGCAGCAUUCAGCUAGGAUUCAGAGAAGAGAAAAUGUCACUGCUAAAGCACUUGAGUUGUCAUCUCAUAUUUACACUACCUGUAUUCAUUGGAGCAGAAAGUGCUAAUGAAUAUUACUUAACCCGUUGGGCCAGAUGCAUGUACAGUUCCCCUGAUCUCAGUGACAUGGUGUAUAUUGACAACUUUUAUUUCAAUAAAUAUCUAUACACACAGUUCAACAGCACUCUGGGAAGGUUUGUGGGGUUUAGUGAGUAUGGAAUGAAAAAUGCAGAGUUCUGGAACAAUAGCACCUUUCUGCAACACGAGAGAGCUAAUGUUGAUAUAUGGAGAUUCAAUAUUAGAACCAAGGAGUCAGCUGUCCGUGUUAAAGCAGUGAAACCGAAGGUCAUUCUCAGUUUAGUGAACCAGGCUGGUGGCAGACAUCCAUCCAUGUUGAUGUGUAGUGCAUAUGAAUUUUAUCCUCAACACAUCAAAGUGUCCUGGCUGAGAGAUGGUAAACUGAUGACCUCUGAAGUGACUGCCACAAUGGAGAUGGCUGAUGGAGACUGGUACUACCAGAUUCACUCUGAGCUGGAGUACACCCCCAAAUCUGGAGAAAAAAUCUCCUGUAUGGUGGAGCAUGCCAGUUCAACUCAACCAAUGAUCUAUGACUGGGAUCCCUCUAUUCCUGAAUCUGAGAAGAAUAAAAUCGCCAUUGGUGCUUCUGGUCUGGUGCUGGGAAUUAUCAUAGCAGCUGCUGGUCUUGUUUACUACAAGAAGAAAUUAGCAGGGAGGAUCCUGGUACCUAAUUAAUGAUGUUAAGUUUCUCAUUAAAGUUUGAUAACUCGGCUGUCAAACUCAGUAACUUGAAUAAGAGUUAUACAAAUUAAAGAAUUUAUCCUUUAUAACAUCACUAUCACAUAAUCCUAAUGUCUACAAUUCUUUAACUGUUUUAUUUCUAAAUUUAAAACAUGAAAAACAAACAUGAUAUAUCAAAUCCAAUACUUUUCCCACAUGUGAACAUUGUAUGAAUAUUAAGUCAUAUUUGAGCAACUUUUUUUAUUUUUUAUUUUUUUAACCUUCAUUCAGAGACUCUUAUUUUGAUAUUCAUUUCAUUAGGUUGUUCCAGUUUUCUUGUUUGCUGCAUUUAGUUCCUGUUUCCUUGGUUUUAUUGUUUUUUGAAAUUUGUUUUAUAGUAACUGAUUGUUAACUGAUUAACACCUGUUCCUUGUUUAGUUCUUCAUUUAGUCUGUGUAUUUAUAGGUCUCUGUUUCAGUUGUUAUUUUUCUGUUAUUGUCUAUGGUUAGUGUUGGUUUGCUUUUUUUCUGUGUGCUCCAGAGUUCCUUGUUUUGUUUAAUAAAGACCAACUGUAACAGGCAA